Molecule: messenger RNA, 1353 nt
Organism: Pelobates cultripes (western spadefoot toad)
Lineage: Eukaryota; Metazoa; Chordata; Amphibia; Anura; Pelobatidae
Source: the annotation of a GenBank genome assembly
UUAAGAUUGAGCGGACACUUCACACUGUUGGUAACUUAUACAUCGUCAGUCUAUCCAUUGCUGAUCUUAUUGUGGGUAUGGCUGUCAUGCCACUGAACAUUAUCUAUCUUAUCAAUGACAAAUGGGUCCUGGGAAGGCCAGCCUGUUUAUUUUGGCUCUCGAUGGAUUAUGUAGCAAGCACGGCCUCUAUAUUUAGUCUUUUCAUAUUGUGCAUUGAUCGCUAUCGCUCCAUUCAGCAGCCAUUGCAGUAUUUGAAAUAUCGGACUAAGACCAGGGCUUCAGUGAUGAUUUCUGGAGCAUGGCUUCUUUCUUGCAUGUGGAUCAUCCCUAUUUUAGGUUGGCAUGUAUUUGCAAAUGGUGGAAACAGAUCUGUGCCUGAACAUACAUGUGAAACCGAGUUCCAUAAGGUGACUUGGUUUAAAGUGCUCACUGCCAUAUUGAAUUUCUAUAUCCCUUCCUUGUUAAUGUUGUGGUUCUAUGCUAAAAUUUAUAAAGCAGUAAGGGAACACUACCAGCAUAGAGUUCUUAUCAACGGCUCAUUCCAGUUAUAUUAUGACAGUAAAUUUGUGAGAAAUGUUAAAGUGCUGAAGAAGACAGAGGAUUGUAUUCAUAACCAGUGUUCUAAUGGGAUGCUUAUGGUUCCCAAAACAAAUUGUCAAACUCAUUACACGGCAGUCUCAAAGGUUUUCACUCAACAAAGUACUUUGCAAGACCAUUUCCAGCUGGAGGGUUUUGAAACCCAGCAGGAGUUUGACACAUGUGACAAUAAAGUGGUCAAAUUGCACUGUUUUCCUCUCACAAUCCUGAAGACUCACCCAGAAGAAUGCAGGAAUUAUGUAACUGUCACUAGGGGGAAAUUAAAAGACCAUCACUGUUGUGAAAACCAAGAGUUGACAGAUAUAUCUGAAGAACAUACGUUUGCUGAAGCUCCUUCGUGUAUUAUGGAAACCAGUCGGAUAGAGGAAUCCAAUGUUGUGCCAUCUGAGAGGAUAGAUGGUCCUGUAUCAGGGAACCUUAGCUACCUGAAGCACACUUGGCAAAGGAUUCGCUCUCAUUCCAAGCAGCACAUUCAAGGACUUCACAUGAACAGGGAGAGAAAAGCCGCCAAGCAAUUGGGCUUCAUCAUGGCAGCUUUUAUGUUAUGUUGGAUCCCAUAUUUUGUCUUAUUCAUGGUAAUAGCAUUUUGCCAAAACUGCUUCAAUCACAAUUUCCAUAUGUUUACUAUAUGGCUGGGAUAUGUAAACUCAACACUGAACCCCCUGAUUUAUCCUUUGUGUAACGAGAACUUUAAAAAGACAUUUAAAAAGAUCUUUCAUGUUGAACUGUACUGCACUGUGUGCAAGAAAGAAAAAU